GAUAGCAAUAGAAAAGUAGAAAGACGUCUAGUGGAAGGACGUGAGAUCGUUCAGAAUUAUGUGAAGUUUAAACUCGUGAACGUAAUCUUUGCUACGCCUUAUGCUCCGGACGGUUUCGAACGAAAUUAUCCACGUGAAAGUGUUACGUAUUUGAACACACUGUAUUGUGUUGUGAAGGGACUGGUUAUCGUAUAGGUUAUAAUAAUACAUAGACAUGUAAAAUGUCAUAGAUGUAAUAUUUGUAAAAGAAGAGUGGCUAAUAAAUUAUUCUCCUGUUAUUUCCAAUAAAUGUACGUAUCGCCUCGUAUGAGUUGCAUUCUAUGAUUCUUUCGAUUGUUGAAAAAGUCGAUUCCUAAGAACGUUACGAGUAUCCUCGUCUUGACUAAUCUACGUACAUGUUAGUACCUCAUAGACGUACCUAAUCGGUCAGAGAAUCGUUUCGGUUUAAUUCAAUUCUUCCAGUACUGUCCUUUUCAAUAUUGCAUAUUCAAAAGACCAACAAAUAACACAGAUUUGUUGGUAAAAGCGCGAAUUUAGAACAUUCAAUCUCCGCAAGCACGUUCUGCCCUCUGUCGAGAUAGACGAGUAUCUUAAACGUGAUAUUUGAAAAUAUUUGCGGGAAAUGGUCCCUCCAAUUUCUUUUGCCUUUCGAUUGUUUGUCUAUCGAGAAAUAACAGCGAUACGAGUAUUAAUCAGUGUGAUGUGAAUUUACCUGUGAUACAAUUAAUGCAAAGUUAAACAAUGCGGAUGCACGAGCGGAAAGGAAUAAUCGAAGACGGGAAUAAAACGGCCGAAGAUAAUUAGAAUAAGCCUCCAUGUGUAACCGUCGGUGGCAGAGGUGGAAUUCACAGCGAAGAUAAGAUCUUUGCGAAGCCGUGCAACACUUUAAUUGCUGAAGUUAAUUGCCGCGCGCCGCUCAGUGCAAUAACAAUGACGACCUUAGACUCGCAGGCUGAUAAAACUUUAUGUCAUCUCGAUAAGGUCUCGAGCACGGAGCUGGCGGAAAUUUCGUCCGAUUCUGGGAUUCACGAUGGUCUGAGCCCGUUGGAGAAUCAGGUGGCCGGACAUCCGUUCGACGACAAACGACGCACGAUCGGCAUGUUACGUAGACCUGGCGGUCACGUACUGAAACCUGUCGUUAAACCUUUACUUGGCAAAAGGGAAAUCGCGUUCUACGAAAGUCUACAAACGACACAAGACCCUGUCAUGUUACAAUUGAAGAAUUAUGUACCAAAAUAUUAUGGCACGACAGAGUUGCAAAUUUUCGGCAAACGAAUUACAUUCCUUACGCUGAAAGAUAUCAUCCAUGGUAUGUCGGAACCAUGCGUGAUGGACAUAAAAAUAGGUAGACGAACUUGGGACCCUUUAGCUACGCCACAGAAAAGGGCGACGGAAGAAUUAAAGUACGCAGAAUCUAAAUGCACCUACGGAUUCUGCAUAACUGGCUUUCACGUGUAUUGUCUGUCUUCCGGACAAUUAAAAAAGUUUGGCAAACAUUAUGGCAAAACUCUAGAUGCCAAGGGUGUCGUGGAAGCGCUGAAAAUGUUCCUGAACAUACGUCCAGAAAGACCGCCCUGUCGUCAAUUGAUUGUGCAGCUUCUCUCUUUCCUGUGGAAGAUCUUACUAUUCUUUCGUACCCAGCGGUUGUUCCGCUUUUAUUCUAGUUCUCUGUUGGUGGCAUAUGACGCGAAAAGACUCAGGCAUUACCUUCGUCUGAACAAAACGAGCGACAGAACGACCGGUCGACAGGCCAAGCCGUUCUCGUCCGCUCUGAGCGCACGUGCGACAGCGUCGAGCACGUUCAAUGACGCGAGCGUCGCCGCGUGCAACGCGACACCUGCUGUCGCGGAAACGAACAGAAACCGGAGGGUACACUUCGUUAAACGGAGCAUCAGCUUGAGCAGCGAAUGCGACACGGCGGGAAAGGAGAAGACUUUGAACAGGAGCGGCUCGUGCAGUCCGGAUUUCCGUGUGGACAGAUUAUGUCGUACUCAUUCAUACGCGAACAAUUUCGACGACGAUAUCGUCAGGAUGAAGGAGGACUACGACGCCCUGUUGAGCGAGCUCACCAGCUCACCGGAGGAGAAACAAAACUGGGUCAGGAUCAAUAUGAUCGAUUUCACGCACGUCUUCCCCACGGAGGAUCCAACCACUUUGGACGUUAAUUACCUGGAGGGUAUCGAGAACCUGAUCAAACUGAUCGAGAUGUUCCUCGUGCCCAAGGACAACGCCUCGUAAACUGUAGUCGAUGUUAAACGCGUUUAAUUUUUAACGGAAACGUUUCGCGAAAGCUCGGAGUUAAAUUAUCGCCGAUGAGCUUUUGGGGAACGUUUUGUGGCUCGCCACUGAGAACUAUGUGUUAAUUGCACCAGAUGUAAUAUCCAUAACAUUCACGCGUUCCUCGGUGCACGUCAUUCGUCACAAUUUACGCCUUACUUGAAGACUGUACCCCAUUGGUUUUAACGAAACGAGCAUCGUUAGCCGUUCAAGAAUUGUUGCAGCCACGUAUCGUUUCUUAUCUUACCGCAAUUAAGGUUUACCCGUCGCACACACACCGAACGAGAGAAAUUGUUAUGUCAAAUAUGAUUGAAAAUAAAAAAAAAAAUGGUUUACGUGAACACGUCUUCGUUCUUGUCCCCCUUGCAAACGAAUUUAUACACAUAUCAUUGAAUUUAAUAAAUUACAAAAUUGCACAAUAUUUUGUAGCGUGAUCUAUAUAUAUAUAUACUCAGUCUGAAAAUUUUUUUUUUUGGAUCGUUUGAAACUCUUCCAAAACUGUA
Messenger RNA from Colletes gigas, 2780 nucleotides. RefSeq names its product inositol polyphosphate multikinase (gene Ipk2). NCBI's taxonomy places the organism in Eukaryota, Metazoa, Arthropoda, Insecta, Hymenoptera, Colletidae. Gene Ontology annotation, molecular function: inositol-1,4,5-trisphosphate 3-kinase activity; inositol tetrakisphosphate kinase activity. The record is from RefSeq and is a predicted model, not a curated record. The coding region runs from base 931 to 2238 and encodes 435 amino acids. Gene Ontology annotation, biological process: inositol phosphate biosynthetic process. Gene Ontology annotation, cellular component: nucleus; cytoplasm. The transcript is spliced from 5 exons.